Molecule: messenger RNA, 786 nt
Organism: Zygosaccharomyces rouxii
Lineage: Eukaryota; Fungi; Ascomycota; Saccharomycetes; Saccharomycetales; Saccharomycetaceae
Gene: FMP41
Product: Fmp41p
Exons: 1
Coding region: 1-786 (261 amino acids)
Cellular component (GO): mitochondrion
Molecular function (GO): acetylpyruvate hydrolase activity
Source: RefSeq, a predicted model, not a curated record
AUGAGUUUUAAUUAUCUCAAGAAUGCUAAGAAGAUCAUUUGUAUUGGUCGUAACUAUGCAGCACAUAUCAAGGAAUUGAACAAUCCAACACCAAAACAACCUUUUUUCUUUUUGAAACCUCUAUCCAGUGUCGUCACUCCCAUUACUCAAUCACAACGUCGCAAGAGCUUGCCCAAUGGGUUUAGUUAUCGUGGUUUGAAUGAAGAUGGUACUAAUCCUUCCCCUAUAUUGGUUCCCAACGGUGUCACUGUCCAUCAUGAAAUUGAAUUGGCACUGAUUAUGGAUAAAUACAUCUCUAAUGUCAGUCCAGGUGAUUUUAAACCUCAAGACGUCUAUGAUUCCAUUAGUGGUGUUUCCUUAGCACUAGACUUAACUGCACGUAACGUACAAGAUGAAGCUAAGAAGAAAGGGCUACCAUGGUCAAUUGGUAAGGGAUUCGACACUUUCUGCCCCAUCUCUCAAUUUAUUCCAAAGGAACAAUUCAAGUCAGAUAGUCAAAAUCUACAGGACUUGUUCAGAUUGACAUGUUCCGUGAAUGGUGUUAAGAAGCAGGAUGGGACUUCAGAUCUAAUGUUGAACAGUUUGCACAAGAUCAUUCAACAUAUUUCUACGAUGAUUUCUUUGGAACCUGGUGAUAUUAUCUUAACGGGUACACCAGCAGGUGUUGGUGAACUUCAUCCCGGUGAUAAUAUCCAGGGUAAACUGUAUUAUCACGAUAAGAAACUUGUCGAUAUGGCCUUCGAUUGUGAAGCACGUCCAGGGCCAUAUCUUUACAAGGAGACCUAA